GGGACUGGAACUUACAUACAAAGGCAACAAUUGUCUAUUGAUGAGUUAUAUCCUGCAUCUAGCACGCUUGAUGUGGUAUCAUUUUGACACGGCGCAGAUGAACAGAGAGAGAGAGAGGGCUGAAUUUAGUUAGUUGAAAAAAUUGAUUGGUUUACUCGAGGGCCGCGUGUCAACAUGAAGUCUGUUGCUUUUUUCGGCUUAUACGCCGCUUUGUUAGCGGGGAGCGUGCAAGCCCAGGGUCCAUACGACGGCGGCGACGGCGGGUAUGCUUGGGCGGGCUGGCCCGGGAACAACGAAGGCAGCGGCUACGGGAACGGGCCGGGCAGUUCAGGCACAAUAGGAGGUGGCCUGAGCGUGUUCGCGGACUUCGACGUCGAUAAGGCGAUUCGAUAUCGCACGGCUCACGGUAUCAUCGCCGCGUUGUGUUUUGUUGUGAUAUUUCCCAUCGGCGCCAUCCUCGUACGACUACUGCCUAGUCGACACACUUGGAUCAUCCACGCUGCGACCCAGGUUAUCGGGUUCGUUCUAUACAUUGCCGCUGCCGCGCUUGGGAUACAUCUUAUAGAGAUGGUGAGGAUCCCUCCUAGUGGUUCUAGUUUGUUACAAAUACCAUCUAAAAACGCCCACCCCAUCAUCGGCAUCGUCCUGCUCGUGGUACUGUUCAUCCAGCCGCAACUCGGAUUCGCCCACCAUUCCAAGUUCAAGCGUCUGCGGCGUCGAACCUUGUACUCGCACGCACACUUGUGGCUCGGCCGCAUCGCCAUCACCCUAGGUAUCAUCAACGGCGGGCUCGGGCUGAAACUAGCAGAGGCGUCCCAGGGAUUAAUCAUCGCCUAUUCCAUCGUGUCGGCAUUCGCCUGGCUGAUGUGGGCCAUGACGGCCGUGUUAAGCGAAAUGCGCCGUCGAGAGAACCUUCGGGCUCACCCAGACGAUGCUCCUCUUCCCAACAACAUACCUCCUAACCACGUCCCGCAUCCGUUUGCAAGAGACGACCAUCGCCGCCAUAACAGCACCUCCAACGACCCUAGUCCUCCGUACACGCCCGGCCCUAUAUACGGCGGUCCGCCGGUAUACAGAGGUGGACAGACGGUAGAAAUGAUGCCUACGAAAAACACCGUCGAGAGACAAGGAUCCGUGUCGUCAUUCUCGUCCGAGUUGACGCCGGUAGAUGGAAGACGGAGACCAUGAAAAUAGCGAUUCGUAGCUGUUAUAUAUGAUUAUUGCUACGAUGUCGAGGUGAAGGGGAGAGGUGAACACCUACCUGAGUAGAACUGGGGGACAAAUGUGUUUAAUUAUGAUAUUUCACUGGGAUACCUGCGAGCCAUUAGUUUCGUCCUUCGCCUCCUGUGAAAGCCCCAACGAGACUUAGGUCAGAUUCAUUAUCAUGGUGUUACUAUUUAGAUUGCAGCUAUGCGGCAUACAUUAUAUAGCUGUUAACGAACAUUAAUAGAAUAAGAUGUUAUUAGUUUG
Molecule: messenger RNA, 1470 nt
Organism: Daldinia decipiens
Lineage: Eukaryota; Fungi; Ascomycota; Sordariomycetes; Xylariales; Hypoxylaceae
Exons: 3
Coding region: 175-1188 (337 amino acids)
Source: RefSeq, a predicted model, not a curated record